AUGCAUCGCCUGGUCUACCUCGGCAACGCCGCGCUUCGCCAAGUCUCGACGAACGUCAAGGACGUCCAUGACAUGCGCUCGAUCGUCUCAGCCAUGACCAGCAUCGUCGGCGAGCACCAAGGCUUGGGCCUCGCGGGGCCGCAGAUUGGCGUCAACAAGCGUCUCUUCCUCAUGGUCAAGGACUUGCCUGAAGACGAGGAGACGCCGCUGACGUACGAGCCGAUCUUCAACCCGCGGAUCGUCUCGAGCUCGAAGGAGAUGACACGCGACUUUGAAGGCUGCUUGAGCUUCCCGGGGUACCAAGGCGUCGUCGCCCGGUCGUCCGACAUUGAAGUGCUCUACACGAACGCGGACGGGAAGGAGACGCACCGCGAGCUCAGCGGUCUCCACGCGCGCGUCUUCCAGCAUGAGCUCGACCACUUGGACGGCGUCAUGUUCCUCGACAAGUGCAACGUCAACUCGCUCAUCCACAACGACGAAUUCACUCAAAUGGACUUUCUGCAGCUCCAGCUGCUGCUCCUCAAUGACGACGACGACGACGCGUAG
Molecule: messenger RNA, 546 nt
Organism: Saprolegnia diclina VS20
Lineage: Eukaryota; Oomycota; Saprolegniomycetes; Saprolegniales; Saprolegniaceae
Product: polypeptide deformylase
Exons: 6
Coding region: 1-546 (181 amino acids)
Biological process (GO): peptidyl-methionine modification; N-terminal protein amino acid modification
Cellular component (GO): mitochondrion
Molecular function (GO): peptide deformylase activity
Source: RefSeq, a predicted model, not a curated record